CGCACGUGUACAUUUCUCGGCAAUCUCAAUGGUUUGUCUUCAUGAGAUUAAAUUAAGUUCACAAAUUGGAGUGCAGUGCAGCUGAGGCGGCAUGACUCUCCCAAUGCCUCGGAGUGAUUCCACCGGGCAGAUAUGGAUCGUGCAUCAAGAUCAAUCUUCACUUCUUCAGAUUCUCGACUGAGAAGAGGCUGUUCUGUUUGAAUCGGCAGGGUUGGAGGGUGUGUUGCAAGGGUUUGACUUGAACACGUGAAAUUGGAGAGUGAGAGAUCGCCGUAGUACUCUCGUACACGCCGGGGGAAUGUGACCUGAACCAGUUUGAUAUAAAUGUGGUGAAAGGACCUUCAGGCCCAGCCCAGAAUGUUCAUGGCUUCUCAUUACAGGCUCGUUCCAGUGAAGAAACCCUCAUUCAGAGAACAGCCGAAGAUGACGAGGUUGCGAGGAACACCAGGACUGGUGUUGCUGGUCAUGGUCAUGCUGUGUGCGUGUUUUGGGACAGUUCAAGCCGCUUAUCAUCUUCCUCACGCUAACACGCUGCUUCUCCGUUAUGAAUGUCCUGAAGCAUUGUUUGUGUUCGGAGCUUCGAUGGUGGAUACGGGAAAUUUCCUUGCCUCUCUCCCACAUACCGGUACCCUGAGCGUGGAGUCAUGGCCGUAUGGCAUGAAUUUCUUCGGAGUUCCGUCUGGGCGCUUUGCCGAUGGCAGAGUGUUGGUGGAUUAUUUCUCUCAAGCCUUCCAAUUUCCUCUAUUGACGCCUUACUUUCGAAGCGUUGCUGCUGAUUUCCGCCGAGGAGCCAACUUUGCUUAUGCUGGAAGCCCGAUUCUCGACAACCCUGUUUCCUUGAUUCGUUACCAUAUCAAGGUCCAAGAACAGCUGUUUCUCAAGUUUAAGAAAGAUGCUCUCGGAGUCCUAAAACAAUCCUCCACAGGGAUCGUGUCGUGUAAAACUGCGUUUCUUCCACAAAGUGAAGAAACGUUCAACAAAGGGCUGUACAUAUUCAGAUACAAUCUGAGGAACGACUUUGCAGACCUUUUGAGGACAGGAGCCAUCUCCCUGUCUGAAGCUAGGGAUGUCUACAGUGCAAAACUUGCUGCGGCCAUCGGAGACACGGUCCAGUCUAUGUAUGGGAAUGGGGCCAGACAGUUCUUUCUGUUCAAGUCGCCGGCUUUGGGUUGUGCUCCGGAGCUUCUGACGGUAUACGCCAACGACACAUCACUCCACAAGAGUGAGCACGGAUGUGUGCGAGAGUUGAACGACAUCUCCGAUGCUUUCAACGCCCAUCUGGUCACAGUGGCCAGCAACCUUCGGGCAAAUCUCUCCGAGGCAAUCAUCUUCCUCUUCGACUUCGCUGCCGCCCAGAGAGAAGUUUGGGAUGCUCCUUCCAAGUACGGAUUUGCGAAGGAGAAGCUGCUGAGGGCGUGUUGCGGAAUCGGAGGAAGGUACAACUACGACAAGAGCCGCUCGUGCACCGCUGCGUACACGGAGAACGGGCAGUCGAAGACGGUCGGCGCUUGCGCCGACCCAGAUCAGCAUGUGAACUGGGACGGCAUCCACGACACGGAAGCUUAUUCGAGGGUCAUGGCCACGUUCGCGCUGACGGGUCAGUUCCUGGACCCGCCCUUCAACCUAAAAGAGAAGUGCCACCUGGACUUCAGCAAGUUCCGCGGCGCCAACGUCACAUCUUCGUACCCGGAUUUCAUCUUCCCUUCCUGAACUCAACUGGUGGCGCCGGUCGACGCUUGUAGCUAUCCAGAUUCUCUUACUCCUCUGGUUUGCACCUGAGGUUAGGAUCCGGCUGGCUACCGUAUACUGUACAGACAAAAUUUAUGUGGGGAUGUUUCUUCAGUCCUUCUGCCUGCCUCCUCCACUGCCGUCAAGUCCCCGAGCUUUGCUCUGCUCCAGACUCCAGCCUGACCAGCACCCGGCACUAACCAGGCUCUAACCAGCUUGGUGUACAUUGAGUAGGGAUCGAGGCACGAGAUGGUAUUUCAUCCCGUCCGUCCCGUCGAGAAAAGAUUGGGAGACGCGUGGAAUAAAAGCGCCAUGAAAAGCAAGCUACCAGGAGGCCAAAAGACAAGGACAGAGCAGUGAGUGAUGAUCAGGAGUGACAUGCCGUACAGUCCAACAUGCCUCCCAGAAGAAGAUUCCCUUCCAAGGAUUUAUUAUCAUCGAAUUUUGAAGUCUCGUUCUUAAGCGAAUUUUGACUAUGUGGGUUUGAGCUCGUCCAUUCUCUUGGAACUCUGUCUGCCACUGUUUCCUGUUGUGCUGAAUGAGCGAAUUUUUCAGUGGUGCUCCAAUGCUUCUGAAGAUGUAAUCUGCAGCAAUCACAUUUAAUUCUUGCACAUCGACCUUCAGGGGUUCAAGCCCAAACGGCAAAGGCU
Molecule: messenger RNA, 2378 nt
Organism: Marchantia polymorpha subsp. ruderalis
Lineage: Eukaryota; Viridiplantae; Streptophyta; Marchantiopsida; Marchantiales; Marchantiaceae
Source: the annotation of a GenBank genome assembly